AUGUCUGGAACAUUUAGUUAUGACGUGAAAACAGAAGAGAACCAGCCCUCGUUCGAGUACAAUUCUGCUUAUUCUCCGAGAGUGUCAUAUCACUUCAACUCCAAAGUCUCACAUUACCAUUAUGGUGUGAAGCAUCCCAUGAAGCCGUUUCGAUUGAUGCUAACGGAUCACUUAGUUUCCUCUUAUGGAUUGCACAAGAUUAUGGACCUUUAUGAAACAAGAAGUGCUACCAGGGACGAAUUACUUCAAUUCCACUCAGAAGACUAUGUCAAUUUUCUUUCCAAGGUUUCACCAGAUAAUGCAAACAAGCUGCCCAGAGGAACGUUGGAAAAUUUCAAUAUUGGAGAUGAUUGCCCUAUUUUUCAGAAUUUAUACGAUUAUACAACCUUAUACACUGGUGCCAGUCUUGAUGCCACUAGAAAACUAAUUAACAACCAAUCUGACAUAGCAAUAAAUUGGUCUGGUGGUCUGCAUCAUGCAAAAAAGAAUAGCCCGUCCGGGUUUUGUUACGUGAAUGAUAUUGUGCUCUCUAUUCUAAAUUUAUUACGAUAUCAUCCAAGAAUCCUUUACAUCGAUAUCGAUCUACAUCACGGUGACGGUGUCCAAGAAGCAUUCUAUACCACAGAUAGAGUGUUUACGUUGUCAUUCCAUAAGUACAACGGUGAAUUUUUCCCAGGAACGGGUGAUCUGACAGAGAUCGGCUGCGAUAAAGGAAAGCACUUUGCCCUAAACGUACCGCUAGAAGAUGGCAUAGAUGAUGACUCGUAUAUAAAUCUUUUCAAGUCAAUUGUAGAUCCCCUAAUAAUUACCUUUAAACCAACCCUCAUUGUUCAACAAUGCGGUGCGGAUUCCUUAGGUCAUGAUCGCUUGGGAUGCUUUAAUUUGAAUAUAAAGGCGCAUGGGGAAUGCGUAAAAUUUGUGAAAUCAUUUGGUCUACCAAUGCUAGUAGUGGGCGGUGGAGGUUACACACCAAGAAAUGUUUCACGGCUUUGGACUUACGAGACAGGAAUUUUAAAUGAUGUGUUGCUACCAGAAAACAUCCCUGAAGAUAUCCCAUUCCGGGACUCUUUCGGGCCGGAUUAUUCACUUUAUCCUGUACUAGAUGACUUGUACGAAAACAAGAACAGCAAAAAACUUCUAGAAGACAUCCGAAUACGAUGCCUAGAAAAUAUCAGGUAUCUACAGGGUGCACCUAGUGUGAGAAUGGAUGCUGAGUGCAUACCGACUCAAGAUAUAAGUGCCCUGACGGAAGAGGAGGACAAAAUCAUUCAAGAGAUGAAUGAAGAAUCUGAUACAGACAGUUCAACUAGACUAGAACAAAUCGAGAAGGAGAAUAGUGGGUUGAUUGCCUUUUCAUAG
Messenger RNA from Saccharomyces mikatae IFO 1815, 1359 nucleotides. It is a transcript of the gene HOS2, whose product is annotated as histone deacetylase HOS2. The transcript has a single exon. The coding region runs from base 1 to 1359 and encodes 452 amino acids. The record is from RefSeq and is a predicted model, not a curated record. NCBI's taxonomy places the organism in Eukaryota, Fungi, Ascomycota, Saccharomycetes, Saccharomycetales, Saccharomycetaceae. Gene Ontology annotation, molecular function: histone deacetylase activity.